Amoebophrya sp. A120 is the source of this 960-nucleotide messenger RNA. The record is from the annotation of a GenBank genome assembly. Lineage: Eukaryota; Dinophyceae; Syndiniales; Amoebophryaceae.
AGGAGCUUGAGGUUUUUUCCGCAAACUGCACAAGUUAGUACAACUACAAACAUUUUUGUUCUUGUUUCGCUACUUUUCCUUCGUACUAUAUUCGUUUCUUCUACUACCAUCGAUCAGGGACGGGUCUAGGUCUUCAUCAAGAACCACUAUGGCACAUCCUGUUCCGGAGAAGAUAACAGACGAGGGGUGGCAGGUUAUGUUCCACGCCACGACCUCCUCCCGCGCGUCUUCGAUUUUAGCGGAAAACCGCUUUCGCCCCGGCACGGGCGGGUUUUUGGGGGGUAACAUGUACUUUUCGAAAGCGGUCCACGAAGCUAAAAAGCGGCAGCGGCGUCCUCCGGGCGAUAAGACCUGCGUGGUGCUGCAGGCAAGCGUUUUCCUUGGGAGAUGCGGGCAUUUCCGUAAAGGGUCCGGCACGGUAGGAAUUACCGGAGAGAUUUUGCAUGCGAACAAACUGAACUCUGCGAAGGUGGCGGACGCGGACCAGGACUCGUACUGCCUGUGUGCCACGAAGAACUACAAAAAGAACCCCACGAAACGGAUUAAAAAUAUCGCGCGCUAUGAUGUACCGGCGGCUUCUCCGCAAAAGAGAGGAAAGCAGGAGGACACGACCUCAGAGACCGAGGUCGCGCAGCCGCCCACGAAGAAACGCCGUAUGAGAUGAGAGUGAAUAAAGGUUUUGCCUGCGGAUGUGUGUUUCUUUUUGUUCAUGUACUUACUGUUUCCAAAUCCUUAUUCCAAUCUUAUUUCGUCGACGGAACGCAAAUAAAUUGAAAUUUUGAAACGAACUACAGAAAAUUUUGCAAGGAACUACAGAACUCCCAUCUCAUUUACAAUCCAUCAAAUCUGGUGGUGUGAACUACGUGUCCGAAUAAUCAAGAGAAAAACUUUCGGUGUACUAUCUGGUAUGCUUUUGAAUUGUGGAGAGAGUCUCGACAGCACGAGGGCGGCAACUGUUAU